GAAAUACUACUCCACAUUUCUUCCCCGGAAAACCAUCAUCAUACUAUCAAAUUCGCCAGAUAUGAACAAGAAAGUGUUAGUAGUAGGAGGAACAGGUUACUUAGGACAACAUUUACUCCAAACAUUUUCAGAUCUCCAAAUAUCACCUUCUUAUCAUUUAGCUUUCACCUAUCACUCUUCACCUCUUCCUUCCAAAUUGCUCCAUGCUUUCCCUCACUCUCUAUCUUUCCCCGUUGAUUUGCAGACUGGUCACGGGUUCGAUUCUAUCACAUCUACAUUUGGUCAGCCAGAUAUAAUAGUGAAUUGUGCUGCACUCUCGGUACCACGGGCAUGUGAGGUGGAUCCUGCUGCUGCUAUGUCUAUUAAUGUGCCCACUGCUCUUGUCAACUGGAUGUUAGGUUUCAAAGAGAAAGAUACUCUCUUGAUUCACCUUUCAACUGAUCAAGUUUAUGAAGGGACCAAGGCUUUUUACAAAGAGGAAGACGAGACUUCUCCUGUGAACAUUUAUGGAAAAUCAAAAGUAGAAGCAGAGAAUUUUAUUAUUUCAAAUUGUUCAAACUUUGCAAUAUUGAGAAGCAGUAUCAUCUAUGGUCCGCAGACAACAUCACCUGUUUCAAAGUCCCUUCCAAUUCAGUGGAUUGAUGGUGUACUAUCAAAAGGAAACAAGGUGGACUUCUUUCAUGACGAGUUCCGAUGCCCGGUGUAUGUCAAGGAUGUUGUGGCUGUCAUACUAGCUUUGACAACAAAGUGGGUCACCGAGGCCACACCAUUGCAAUUACUGUUGAAUCUUGGGGGUCCGGAUAGGGUUUCUCGUGCUCAGAUGGCUGAGGCUGUCGCAGAGAGUAGAGGAUAUGACACCUCAUUAAUCAAUCCAGUAUCUGCAUCAUCGGUUGAUCGCGGUGUUAAAUCCCCAGCAGAUAUAUCCAUGGACAUUGGCAAGCUGGUUAAGACACUCAAUUUAUCUUCUACUUCAUUCAAAGACGGUGUUAAUAUGACGCUUGCAGCACCAUGACUGGUAGAUGAGCCUGCAAAGAUACUCGUGUCACAUUUUGGAUCUGUUUAUCGGUUCUUGUUCAUUCCUUCCAAGAUACAGUCCUUCUCCGGAUGUUUCUUCAACUAGCUUUUCGGAUAGCACAGGCCGAAUCCCUUAGAUUGUGCUUAUUAUUGGAGAGUUUUGAUGGUAAAGAGGAUCCCUCCGAGGAGAAAGAAAAGAAGGAAUAAAAGAGGUCCAAAACUUCAAACCCUGGAAAACCAUAUUGUAUAAACAUUGCAAAUCACAUCCCUCUACACAGAAGUGUAUACUUUGUGGUGUUUCUAUCUACUGUCACUCUUUUUCCUCCAUGACAUUAUGUAAUCCCUUGUUUUCUAAAUAAUUCUGCCUUGACCAAAGGUUUUGUUGUCA
Messenger RNA from Beta vulgaris subsp. vulgaris (sugar beet), 1402 nucleotides. RefSeq lists its product as uncharacterized. Lineage: Eukaryota; Viridiplantae; Streptophyta; Magnoliopsida; Caryophyllales; Amaranthaceae. The record is from RefSeq and is a predicted model, not a curated record. The transcript is spliced from 6 exons. Bases 62 to 1012 code for a protein of 316 amino acids.